Messenger RNA from Hevea brasiliensis (rubber tree), 936 nucleotides. Its product is annotated as pathogenesis-related protein 1. Gene Ontology annotation, cellular component: extracellular region. The record is from RefSeq and is a predicted model, not a curated record. Lineage: Eukaryota; Viridiplantae; Streptophyta; Magnoliopsida; Malpighiales; Euphorbiaceae. The transcript has a single exon.
CUUUUCCAUGGUACGUAUAGCUUUAGAACAAGCCCAGUUUCUCAAGUCAUUACCAAUUUCUUGAUAAGUUUUCCAAAUCCUUCACAAAAAUUUCCACACCCUCAUCCCUAUAAAUUCCAAGAGAAACACACAUCUAUUUUCAUCCAUUGCCUAAGAUCUUAAACAAACUAAAAAAUGGUGUUCUGCAAGAAUUCACUAGCUCUCUUUUGCCUCAUUAGCCUAGCCAGCUUAAUCCUACCAUUGAAUGCCCAAGACUCACCACAAGACUACCUUAAUGCCCAUAACCAAGCACGAGCAGCUGUGGGUGUUGGACCUAUGACUUGGGACAACAAAGUGGCAGCCUUUGCACAAAACUAUGCUAAUUAACGGGCCGGUGACUGCAAUCUCGUGCAUUCCAGCAAUCGUCCUUACGGGAAGAACCUUGCGAAAAGCAGCGGUGACCUUUCAGGCAAAGAUGCUGUGAAACUGUGGGUUGACGAGAAGGCCUUCUACGAUUACAAUUCUAAUUCUUGUGCCGCAGGCAAGCAGUGUGGGCACUAUACUCAGGUGGUUUGGCGCAACUCAGUUCGCCUAGGAUGUGCUAAGGUGAAGUGCAACAAUGGAGGAACCUUCAUUGGAUGCAACUAUGACCCUCCUGGCAACUUUGUUGGGCAGCGACCUUAUUAAUUAAAAUCUUCAUGGUAUUCAAGUUGUCUGUUAGCUUGUUCCAUUUUCAUUAAUAAGUGAAGAAGCUUGUUCGGUGGUCUCAACUCUAUGUCAAAGCUGUUUCUUUGCAGCUGUCUUCCUGCAGUAUUAGUAUGUUUGUCGUGGGAAUAAUGUUGUGGCUGAUCAUCUGCUUGCCGUAAGAGCUCUUGAUGUUCAUGAGUGUGAAUUUUUCUAUUGCAGUCUUCCUUUGAAUGUUGCUUGGGUUAUUUCUAAGGAUAUAUUGUUGUUUAA